CAGGUUGGGAUCCAUUGAAAGCCAUAACACGGUAUAAUAUAUUAAUAUAUAUUUUUAAUAAUCAUAAAAAUAGGGACAGUCGUGUAUUAAGUGGGAAUUAUAUAUCAGACUUUAAAUCAGCAGUAUUUUGGAGUCCUCAAAGGUUAGAAAAUGACACUGGACAAUACGACUCGGUUAUUGAUGAGUAUCGGAGGACUACCAGUCAGCGCACCUCCAAUUAACAAUGCCUGUUUACCAAAUGUGUAUGAUAAACUGGACGCAGAAGCACGCAAAAAAACCAAAGUUAUAAAUGGACUACUGGACUAUAGACUCAAAGUGCAAAUUCGAACGUUGGAGAAAUACAAACGGGACGCCGACAAACUUCUUAAAAAAGAGAAAGCCAAAAUACAACAUGAACUUAAAUCCUUUAACAAAAAAUUACCUCACAUGGAAGACAUGCCGUAUUUGAGACUUCGGCUCCCCAUGAAGACCUCUGAGGAGACUGCUUUUAAGACACAUGUUACGCAGCCUAAACCUCUUAAAGGUAUUAUCAGUGAGAGAGAGGAUAAGCCCUUUUGUGACAGAUUUUUCCAUCAUCAUGUUCCUGGAGUCCCGAGAAUUGAAAAACAAAAACCCUUCUACACAACAUCUCUGCAGUCUAUUAAUGCUGAAAGUGAGAACGAAUCAGUUUUGAGUAGAAGAAAGAGCAAUCUCUUAAUGUCCAAGCGGCUCAGCAUGAGCGAGACCUGCUUAUCUGCUCGAGCUGACUUUGAGCGGUCUUUUGUUCUCAACAAAGAGCCAACUGUGGUCCCUGACGACGACGCUAUGACGAUUUAAUUUUUUUCUCAAAAUACAAAGGCCAUAUUUUCUCUUUUUAUAUUUCAAGAAGCAAUACAGUAAAUGUUAUUCCCUUUGUUGGAUUUAUUACAAUAUAGAAAACCA
This is a messenger RNA of Saccostrea echinata, 921 nucleotides long. RefSeq lists its product as uncharacterized. Bases 151 to 816 code for a protein of 221 amino acids. The transcript has a single exon. NCBI's taxonomy places the organism in Eukaryota, Metazoa, Mollusca, Bivalvia, Ostreida, Ostreidae. The record is from RefSeq and is a predicted model, not a curated record.